This is a messenger RNA of Hansenula ciferrii, 3075 nucleotides long. RefSeq names its product Nab6p (gene NAB6). The coding region runs from base 1 to 3075 and encodes 1024 amino acids. NCBI's taxonomy places the organism in Eukaryota, Fungi, Ascomycota, Saccharomycetes, Phaffomycetales, Wickerhamomycetaceae. The transcript has a single exon. Gene Ontology annotation, biological process: mRNA splicing, via spliceosome. The record is from RefSeq and is a predicted model, not a curated record. Gene Ontology annotation, molecular function: mRNA binding. Gene Ontology annotation, cellular component: cytoplasmic stress granule.
AUGAUGCCAUACCAAAAAUAUCCAUCAAUUUAUAAACAAUAUUCUCAAGAACAAGUGCCUCAAGUGCCUCAAACUCCAUUUGAUAUGGCUUAUGGUUCAUCACUUUUACCUCGUCAAUUAUUAGUAGGUUCUCCAUUUAUUCAAGUUCAAUCUCCUUUACCUUCACCUCAUCAUACUUCAUUUAGAAAUCAUGGUUCAAAUAUGCAAAAUCAAAAUCAAACUUCAUAUUUUAUGGCUUCACCAAUUUCUGCUCCAAAAUUAAAUUUCCCACCUGAAAGUGCAAGAAGAAGAGGUUUAAAUUAUCAUGCUACUUUACAAAGACAUAAUUCAUCUUAUAAUAUUCAUAAUUUGAAAAAUAAUAAUAGUAAUAAAUCUUCUUCAAAUAAUACAACUUCAAGUUCAAAUGGUUUAGAUGAUACUCCAUCAAAACCUAAAUUUAAAUCUUCAAGUUCUUCAAGUUCUUCAUUAAAUGAAUCAACUUUUGAUCAUCCACCAAUUUUACAAGAUCAACAUAUUUAUUCAGGUGAAAGUGGUGCAAUUUCAAGUAAUUCUUCAUUAUAUAACUUAUCAUCUCAACAAACUUUAACAAAAAUUUCUUCAAAUUUUCAAAUUUCAAAAAAUCCAACAAGAUCAAUAAUUUUAUUAAAUAUUAAUCAAGAUUUAUCAAUAACUGAAUUUUUAAAUUCAAUAACAUUUGGUCCAAUUGAAAAUGUUCGAAUUGUGGAAAAUUAUCCAGAUGAAGAUCAUCAAUCAAUUGUUUUAGCUUUUUUAAAAAUUGAAACUUGUUUGAAUUUUUAUAAUACAAUUUUAACUUAUUUAUCAAAAUUUAAAUCAUCAAUAAAUUCACCAGAUUUAUCAAUAAAUUUCAUAGCAACUAAAAAAUUAUUACCAUUUAUUUCAAAUGCUAUAAAUAAUGAUGGUGCAACAAGAAAUGUUUAUAUUGGUAAUUUAAAAUCUUUAAAUAAAGAAAUUAAUGAAGAAUUUUUAUAUAAUGAAUUUUCAAGUUUUGGACUAAUUGAUAAAAUUGAUUUAAUAACGAAAAAAUUUAAUUCAAAUGAAGAAAUUACUGAUACUGAUGAAACUCCAAAAAUUGAUAAAGAUGAAGAAAACGAUAAAGAAAAUGACAAAGAUGAAAUUGAAUCAAAAUCAAAAGAUCAAGAUCAAUUUGCAUUUAUCCAUUUUACAAAUAUUUCAUCAGCUAUAAAAGCUGUUGAACAAUUAUCAUUAUCACCAAUUUGGUCAAAUACUAAAAUUUUUUAUGGAACUGAUAGAUGUUCAAUUAAUAAUAAUAGUCUUGUUUUAAGAUCAAUAACUGAUGAACAAGAUGAAAUCAUAAGUCAAAUUUCUGAAGAAAAUGAAGAUGAAUUAUUACAAGAAGAUGAAGUUUUCUUUGAAAAUUAUCAACAACAACAACAACAACAACAACAACAACAACGUCCAAGAUUAAGUCAUACAUAUUCACAUAAUGAUAUUUUCAUUCCUCAACAAUUUGUUAAUGAUGAAUAUGUUUCAAGUGCAUUAAAUCAAAAAAAUAUAACUGCACGAGCAGUUGCUACUAAUGCUGGUGGUGUUAAUAAUGCAGGAAAUAGAACUGUUCAUUUAGGUAAUUUAGAUCCAAAAACUAAACCUGAAGAUAUUUGUAAUGUUGUUAGAGGUGGUGUUUUACAACAAAUUAAACAUUUCCCAAAUAAAAAAAUUUGCUUUUUAACAUUUAUUGAACCUGUUGCAGCUGCUCAAUUUUAUGCAAAUGCAAAUAUUGAUGGAGUUACUUUACAUGGAAGAAAAUUAAAAAUUGGUUGGGGUAAUCCUUCUGGUCCUUUACCAAAUUCUAUUGCAUUAGCUGUUACAGUUGGUGCUUCAAGAAAUGUUUAUAUUGGUAUUAAAGAUGAAGAUUUAGAUGAUGAAAGUUUAAAAUUACCAAAUGAAGAAAUUUUAAGAGAAGAUUUUAGUAAAUUUGGUGAAAUUGAACAAAUUAAUUUUUUUAAAAAUGAUCGUUGUGUAUUUUUAAAUUUUUUAAAUAUUGCAAAUGCUAUUAAAGUUGUUGAUGAUGCUAAUGGAUCUUCAUCUGAAAAAUUUCAUGAAUAUUUUGAUAAUAAAUAUAGAAAUUUGAAAAUAAGUUUUGGUAAAGAUAGAUGUGGUAAUCCACCAAAAGCUAAAAAAUCUAAAAAGAAGAAGAAUAAAAAUAAUAAUAACAAUAUUAAUAAAUCAAAUAAUGAAAAUCAACAACAACAAAAGGAAAAUGGUAAUGAUAAAUCAACUGAAGAACAAGUUGAAAAAUUAUCUGAAGAUUUCAUGAAUUCAAUGGGUAUAACUUCAACUUCAAAUGAUAAAAAUGAAGUUGUUGAAGAAAAUACUGAAGAAGCUCAAAUUGAUACUUCAAAUGCAUUUGGAAUCUCAACUACUUCAACUACAAAUGAAGAAGAUGUAUCAAAAGAAUCAGAUGUCAACCAAGUUACAACUUCAUCUACUGAUAUUCCAAAAGAUCCUGAAUUUUAUGAUUCAGAUUCAUCAUCUGAAGCUUUAGAUAUUAUAGUCUCUAAACCUGAACCACAUCCAUAUACACCAUCAAGAUCAUCAUCUGAAGAAUAUACAUCAAGAGUAAAUGGUGGGAAGAAAAAUCAAAGACGUCCAAAGAGAAGAGAACCAUAUUCACCAGCAAUGUCAUCACGUUUAUCAAGUGCAUCAUUAAAUUCAUUAGGAUAUUAUCCUUAUGAACCUGAAACUUAUGUUUAUAAACAAGUUCCAUUUGCUCCACCACCACCACCAUCAGGACUACAACGUUCAUUUAGUAAUGUAUCAAGAGGUUCAUCAAGAACAAAUUUGUCUAAUUUUGGUACUCCAAGACAACAACAUCCACAUUUACAACACAACCAACAUCAACAACAACAUUAUGUAAAUGGGUUCACAACUUCAGGUUCUCAAGUUAUGGCACAAUAUUUAGCACAAUCACAACAUGCUAAUAUGAUAUAUGCAGCUAAUGUUUUAAACACAACUGAUGAUUAUGGAUAUGAAGAUGAUAAUGCUGGUUAUUAUCAUCCAGGUUAUAAUGGAAGAGGAGGUUAUAGAAGAAGAUGA